Molecule: messenger RNA, 2469 nt
Organism: Dendronephthya gigantea
Lineage: Eukaryota; Metazoa; Cnidaria; Anthozoa; Malacalcyonacea; Nephtheidae
Exons: 2
Coding region: 1-2469 (822 amino acids)
Molecular function (GO): nucleic acid binding
Source: RefSeq, a predicted model, not a curated record
AUGCCCGUUGUAAGAGUCCAAUUUAAAUCCGCAAACGGAAGAGUUCUAGAAGGGAAUGUGCUCGUUGAUAGCGGCGCCGGUACUACGGUAAUUCGCAAGGAUUUCGCGAAGUCACUGGGACUGCAAGGACAACGAGAACGAGUUGACAUAGCCGUUGUUGGCGGCAAACGUAUCACCCAGAAUGACAGUAGAAGAGUCAAGUUUUGGAUUUCGCCACUUAGCGGAAGAGAAUCUUACCCUAUUGAAGCCCACGAGUUAGACCAAACCGUCAUCAGUAUCCCUGCGCUCAACCGUAACUGGUUAAAGUCAUUCGAUCACCUUAGCGACAUAGAGUUUCCACAUCGUGCUGGUCGGGUAGACCUCAUCCUCGGGGUGCAGUAUAGCCAUCUCCACGCGGAGAACGAAGUUAGACAAGGUUCUCCUUUCCAGCCUAUCGCCAAACGAACGAGAUUGGGAUGGUAUGUCAUCGGCCCGGACUCCGCCACGCGAAACCCAAGCAUGAGCUACUUGAAUUUUGCUCGGAAGAUUGACCUAGAGAAGUUCUAUCAGUUUGAAACAGUCGGAGUGCGAGCGCCUGAGUGUAGCUGUCCAGAAGAAACCAUGACCAGAGAAGGAAAGAAAGCAGUGGAUUUGUUUGAAUCAUCGUGUAAAAGGCUCGGUGGAAGAUACGUGAUCGGCCUCCCUUGGAAGAGAGAUCCGGCCAACCUUCCAAACAACUACCCACUUGCAAAACGACGCCUCGAAUCCCUUGAAAGAAGCUUAGCAAGAAAUCCCAGUAAAGCCAAGAGUUACGCGAACGCCAUUCUUGAGUAUGAAAAGAAUGGAUGGGCACGGAGAUUGACGGAUCUAGAGAUCAAGAAUACGAAAGGCCCUGUGUAUUACCUGCCUCACCAUGGUGUGUAUCGCCCAGAGAAAAGGAGCACUCCUCUGCGGAUUGUGUUUGAUCCUGCAUCCCCCUACCAAGGAGUUUCACUGAACUCUUUGCUGUACAAAGGUCCAUGUCUAAUCGGGAAUUUGCUUGGUGUUCUACUCCGCUUCAGAGAAGAAGCAGUCGCGUUUGCUGGGGACAUUUCGAAGAUGUUCCUACAAGUCUUAUUACCGGAAAGUGAUUGUCAGGUCCACAGAUUCCUUUGGAGAGACAUGGAAACGUCUCGAGAACCGUCAACCUAUGUUCUCCUUCGAGUUACCUUUGGCGAUAAACCAUCGCCAGAUAUGGCGAGCUUUGUUAUGUUAAAGAUAGCUGAGGAACAUCGAGAGACUACUCCAGAAGCAUCAAAAAUCAUCGAGCGUGACAGAUACGUCGACGACCUGCUUCACUCGUGCCCGUCAAACACAGACGCUAUCCAGAGAAUCUCUGAUAUCGAGAAGAUUUUGAAUACUGGCAGUUUCCCAAUCAAAGAGUGGCAUUGUUCUUCGAAGGAAGUGCGAGAUCGUGUGUCUAAAGUUACCAAAGUGACGUCCCAGUUAAAUCCUGUUUCCCUUCCAACCACCGAAACUUCCAACCCUAAAGAAAGCGUCAAGGAAAAUAACCAAUUCAAUUUAGAUGGAGAGCAAGGAGUCAAAGCGCUAGGAGUUUCUUGGAAUCCAGUGACGGAUACCAUACAUUUCGAAGUGAAGGUGACACAAGCAGAGCCAUACACCAAGCGAGUGAUCCUGUCCAACAUCUCAAGAUUGUUCGACCCUUUAGGUCUUGCGUCGGUUGUGACUAUUAAAGCGAGAAUUGGUCUUCAAGAGAUUUGGAAGAUGAAAAAAUUCGAUUGGGACGAUCCACUGCCAAAGGAAAUGCAAUUGACCUGGAGAAAGUUGUUUGCGGAGAUCGAAGAAUUAAAGACCAUACAGUUUCCUCGAUGCCUACAACCACCAUCACCCAUUGGUUCACCAGAGUUGCAUGUAUUCGCUGACGCCAGCGUCCUCGCAUAUGGAGCAGCAGCGUAUCUAGUUUGGUCCUCGUCAUCUGGAAGGACAGAAGUACGCCUCAUCUCCGCCAAGGCCAGAGUUGCCCCAUUACGCCAAACGACUAUUCCACGACUGGAAUUGAUGGCGGCCUUGUUAGCGACAAGAUUAGCAAAAACCAUCUAUGAUGAGUUCAAAAUCAAACCUAUAAGAGUGACGUUAUGGUCAGACUCCAUGAUAGUACUUGCAUGGCUACGUUCGGAAUCCACUUUACUCAAAUCGUUUGUUGGCGUACGUGUCGCAGAAAUCCAAAGCACCUGGGAGCCCGACGUUUGGCGGUAUGUUCCAACAGACCUUAAUCCAGCUGACGACCUUAGUCGUGGCAUUGCGGUCCAUGAGAUGAACGAGCGUUGGAUGAAUGGCCCGUUGUUCCUAAGAGAGUGUCCAGAACAUUGGCCAACCGAAGUCAAGGAAACAUUUCCAGAAGUACCCGAAACGAAGCCUAUUGCCUGCGCUUCAUCAAUAAUGCGAAGUCUCGAAGUCGAGUACAAGGCCCGCUUCUUCCCAAGGAAAUAG